AAAAUAAUUCAUCACUAAGGUGUGGUAUAAAGGGAGGAAGGCAUGUCUAGUAAAAGCAAUUUGUAAUAGAGAUUUUUGAAACCAUGUCUCUUGCUGGAAAGCUUGUGAGUGAAUUAGAACUAAAUGUUUCAGCACAAAAAUACUACACUGUCUUUAAAGAUAAAGUUUGUCAUAUUCCCAAUAUUUCUGACAUAAUCCAUAAAGUUGAAGUUCAUGAAGGUGAUUGGGAUAACCAUGGUCAUGGCUCCAUCAAAAUAUGGAAUUACACGAUUGAUGGCAAGCCUGAAGUGUUUAAGGAGCAAGUGGAAUUUGAUGACGAGAAGCUAGCAGUAACUUUGAUUGGAUUGGAAGGAGAUGUGUUCGAGCAUUACAAGACCUUCAAGGUAACAUAUCAAGUUGUGCCGAAGGAUUCAGAGCAUAGUUUGGCAAUUCUGACUUUGGAAUAUGAGAAACUUAGGGAUGACACUCCUUAUCCAUACAAGUACCUUCAUCUCAUGAAUAAACUCACAAAGGACAUUGAAGCGCACCAUAAAUAAAAGAAAAGUGUGUUGUAUCCAAAUUGAGCUUUCAUCUUUCGUAUUUAUUAUUAUGCUAUCACUUAAUCUAUGUGUUUAAACAAUGGUUAUCUUCAAUUAUAUGAAAUUGAUGAAGCUCGAUAAUAAUGUUUCUUUAAUAUAUAGUAUGAUAUGAAGAAUUUCUAUCCCGUGUGCUUAUAGUUAA
Molecule: messenger RNA, 720 nt
Organism: Cucumis sativus (cucumber)
Lineage: Eukaryota; Viridiplantae; Streptophyta; Magnoliopsida; Cucurbitales; Cucurbitaceae
Product: MLP-like protein 328
Exons: 2
Coding region: 84-536 (150 amino acids)
Biological process (GO): defense response
Source: RefSeq, a predicted model, not a curated record